GAUGUUUCAUUCCCCCCCGAGUUGAAAAUGGAGUUCGAUUAAAGCAGAUGUCCAUCAACUUCUCAAGGAAAUUUCAAGCCUAGAUGUUAUUUUAACUGUCGGUGUUAAUACUGAAAACAGUUGGACCAUUUUCUUUUGGCAUUGGAUGCCUUUACUGAAAAUUACUCGGACACGUUGACGGAGCAACGCUGCACAGCGCUUUUUCAAGUGUUGUCCUGGACCUGAAGUUGGCGAAUGGAUGCUCGACAGCCAGCCAUAAAUAACCUGCCAAACACUACAACCUACAACAGUUUAUACAUUUUUUGAGGAUCUAUGCACAUUUUUGCAAGCCUGGGAUCUGUGUUAGUUGAAGAGGAUGGUCCAGAUGGCCCAUUUGUUGUGGUCGGAUUUUACUUCCAGGGAGGAUAAAAUGAAUCAACGAUUGUCAUUCCUCCUCGCGAUUUAACAUUUAGAGCCCAGCAGCAAAAGCUAACGUUCAGCUAGCUUCACUUGCUUUUCACAGGGACGCUGAGUUAGGCAUGCCCCUUGUACACCGUUUAUUUACUAUCCGAAAUAGGGAUAAUUUCUGUAUGUGAAGGAAAAUGGUGAUAUAUGUGGUAUUUUAUCCCGCCGUCACUGCGUCGUCGAUGCUAUUGCUAGGAUUUGGAUCCCCGUGAGGAAAAAAAUGAGUGAAGAUUCAACAAAUCCAAACAACGAUGACAGUUAUGCGCGUGUGAGAGCAGUGGUCAUGACUCGGGAUGACUCCAGUGGUGGGUGGCUUCCCCUGGGAGGUGGAGGACUUAGCUGUGUCACUGUCUACAAGGUCACCCGGGCGGAGGACACCAACAGCACCCACAGUGGAGGAAGUGGAGGAAGCAGCAGCAACCUCAGCCCCUGUAGCCCUAGUCCUAGUCCCAGUCCGAGCCCCAGUCCCAGCGCUGUGGAGUUCCAUAUCAAAGGCGAAAGGCUCAAAGAUAAAUUGGUGGUACUGGAGUGCGUUCUGCAGAAAGACCUAGUAUACAACAAGGUCAACCCCAUCUUCCACCACUGGAGGAUCAAUGACAAGAAGUUUGGACUGACCUUUCAGAGCCCUGCUGAUGCUCGUGCUUUUGACCGGGGCAUACGGAGAGCCAUUGAGGACAUCAACCAAGGUUGUCGGCCGUUUGGGGAGGGCGAUAAUCCUGAGGAUGGACUACUGGUGUGCGACGAGCCUCCUUCCAUCUGCACCCCAAUGAAAGAGCCCUUCUCUCCUCUGAACAAUGUCGUCUCCACCGAGCCAUUCAGGGGCUGCUACGUUCGCGCCCAGCCCUUCGACGAGUUCCCCUCCAGCAACCGGCGCUACCUGCCUCCACAGUCGACUCGCCGUGUCAGUUUUCGCAUGGACGAAGAAGAGAUCGUCCGCAUCAAUCCACGCAAAGACGUGCUCAUCCGUGGCUAUGAGGACUACCGCCACCCUGUCAUGUGGAAACCAGAGGCCGACCGUGAGGACCUGGACUUCCCCACUGCUUUUCACAAACUGGACAGUAAGAAGUGCGAGUACCUCUUCCCCGAUGGCCCCGGUGGGGACUCCCACUCUGGCCCUGGAAUGGGUAUAGGAACAGGUAUGGGGCUCGGGCUGGGUAAGGACACAGCCAUCAAGACUCAGCCGUCACCCCUCAUGAAGUCCAAAAAGAGCCGACGGCGGCGAGAGGACGGCGAGCGUUCGCGGUGCAUCUACUGUCGGGAGAUGUUCAACCACGAAGACAACUGGCGGGGGCAGUGCCAGGAUGCCCCCGACCCAAUUAAGCAGUGCAUCUAUAAAGUCAGCUGCAUGCUAUGUGCCGAGAGCAUGCUGUAUCACUGCAUGUCUGACUCAGAGGGUGACUUCUCAGACCCCUGCUCAUGUGACACUUCUGACGAGCAGUUCUGUCUGCGCUGGCUGGCCCUGGUGGCGCUCUCAUUUAUUGCGCCCUGUAUGUGCUGCUACCUGCCUCUGCGCGCAUGCCACCACUGUGGCGAGGCCUGCCGCUGUUGUGGGGGCAAGCACAAGGCCGCAGGGUGACCCGACACAGGACACUGGGACACCAUCAAAGCUAGCUAACAAAGGAAGUGGAUAAAAGCGGAAAAUUAUAAGCUGGCAUCCUUUUUUCAUUCCCCUCUCAGACGGGGUGAUAUGUUGUUGAUCCCCACUUUGAGGGCUUUUGGAGAUUUCAGUUUGUGUUUGUCGCCGACAAGCAGCAGCGGAGGACAAAACCAUAUGCUUUGUGGGGGGGCUCUGAGCACCAAGCUAAGCUCAGGAGCUUGAGCUGAGGAGAAGAGGAAGAGGAGAAGUCACGAUUAAUAGACUUGGAGAUGUUACUACACGCAUCUGUACACACAAACACACACCUCUUACAUUCACACUCAUAAGCCAGGCCACAAAUAUCAGACUUCUAGUACAAGUUAUGUGUAACUUUAUGAAGGAAAAAUUGUCUUUUGUACAGAGAGUGACGACUUCAUGGCAAAAAAAAUAAAUCAAAACUAUUCUGCGCUGAGGAAAAAGUACUUGCUGUUUGGGUAUGCUAAAAGGGAUCUGUUUUUGCUUGUUUGUGAAUUUGCAGUUAGGUAACAGUGGCCUUUCCUUCACGGCUUAAGCAUUCGCUGACAAUGUAAUUAUUAGACAGAGAAAAGUGCACUAUUGAUGAUAUUACCCCUGAGUAAAGGUAAUCCUCUGAAAUUCUUGUGGUAUAUUAACCACGUGUUAUAUUGUAAUUUUAAUGCUUGAGAGUAGUUGCUGUGGUGAAUGUACGGCCAUUUGAUUUCCUUCUUUCCUUUCCAUCAAAUGUUUUUUUUCUUUUUAAAGAAAAGUAACAGGUUGAUUUUGAAGGUCCACCUCAGCAUAGCUUUUGCAGUUCGUUUAAAAAAAAAACAAAAAAACAGUUAAAAUGAUUAAUCUCCUUUCCUGAGCUGAUUUAGACCAUUUGAUUGCAUUCCAAAAUAAAGGGAUUGAUUCCACGAUUAGAAGGGGAAAAAAUGGUAAUGACUUACCUAUGCCCCCCCCAAAAAAAGUUUUAUUCUUUCACAAUAAAAUUGCAUUUUAGAACCUCUUGAACCACAAUACACAACAGUUUCAUUUACUUCAGUGAAUCUCAGUUUUAGUCCAGUUAUUUACUGCUGUAGUGAAAUUGCUGGGUUUUUUUCCCUUUUUGUUUUGUUUCUUCAUUGUUGGGGUUUUUUUUUUUUUUUUUCCUGCUCAUUUUUAUGAUUAGUUUUUAAUCAAGUGUUGAAAUGUUACUCAACCAGCAAGUUUUGUUUCGGUGAGGUCAAGGGGUUACAGUGCUCCUUGGUUAAAACGACAAAGCACUUAAAUUAGACUAUUCUUUUAAUGAGAAACCUUCGGAUUUUGGAAUUAGUUUGCUCAUAAAUUGGAUUAAGUUAGCAUCCUGGUUGUUAGGGGUGGAAAAAGCCCUCUUUUAAAGCACUGUCUCUAAGCUUUGGUUGCAGCACUCUUUUCAAAUUUCCUUGUUUGAUCCCAUGAAUCUUUCUGUUUAAAUGCGGUAUUACAUCGUUCCUCAAAAGUUAGAGCACUCCUUCCAUGAAUGAGCUGGUGAAUGAAUGAAUGCAUUGUUUUUAGGAAUGCUGAGCAUCUUAGCUAUUAAAACCAGAGAUGUUUUGUAUGCUUGUGUGCAUAGGUGGUUUCAUGUUAUGUAACGUCACCAGUGACUAUGUGAUUCAGGCUUUGACUCAUCACAGUACUGACCACCAUUCUGUUUUUUUGGAAGUGCUGGCUUCAGAGUAAACAAAGAAAUGAAACGCACUCAUUUGCUUUCUUGCCAAGUUAGAUUAAGAAGAGCGACACUUGUUCUGUUAAGACUGAAAGCAGGAUGAAGCAGCUCACCAGAAAUUGCAUUAAUUAAAAUCUUGUUUCUCCUUUUUUAUUUUUAUUUUUUUCAGUUAUUCAAAAAGCGUAUACAAGAAGGAGUUAAGAAAAUAUGGAUGCACGGAUGUAUAAAAUAAUUUAGCCAGUGCCAGCAUGUUUUUCUCUGUUUAAUUUGUUUUUGUUAUUUAUUCUCAUCUUUGUUCCAGGGAAACAAAGAACUCUUCAUCCUUAAUAAAUGACUGUUAAAGUCUUUCACCUCUUCAUCACACCAUCUUUGAACAUUUAAGGGGUUUAUGCACAAAAAAAAAAAAAAAAAAAAAAAGAGACUAGCAGCCACGUGGAGAC
Archocentrus centrarchus (flier cichlid) is the source of this 4162-nucleotide messenger RNA. RefSeq names its product sprouty related EVH1 domain containing 1 (gene spred1). Gene Ontology annotation, molecular function: protein kinase binding. The record is from RefSeq and is a predicted model, not a curated record. Gene Ontology annotation, cellular component: membrane. Lineage: Eukaryota; Metazoa; Chordata; Actinopteri; Cichliformes; Cichlidae. Bases 665 to 2020 code for a protein of 451 amino acids. The transcript has 6 exons. Gene Ontology annotation, biological process: negative regulation of MAPK cascade; multicellular organism development.